UUUUUUUUUUUUUUUUUUACACUGGUGCAUUAAGCAAGCUAUCAGUAAAAUAGGCAGACUGAGGCGCAUAAAAUACACUGAGGAAAAUUGCCAGUUAUUGUGAUGGCUACAGCAAGAACAGCAAACCCAGCGCAGAUGAUUGGAUUGAACAAACCAGCAAAUGGGCAACUCAGAGGACAGGCAGCACUUCUUGCAGCUGCCCAACAACCCAGUGCCCCCCAGAAAAGGACCAGCAUUCCUCAAAGCAGUGGGGGCAUCAAGUUUGGUGACGAUUGGAAGAAGUGCCUGGAGCUUCCUCCAAAAGACACCAGGAUGAGAACCGCGGAUGUGACAUCAACUAAGGGAAAUGAAUUUGAAGACUACUGCCUAAAACGGGAACUGCUAAUGGGAAUCUUUGAAAUGGGAUGGGAGAAACCAUCCCCUGUCCAGGAGGAGAGCAUCCCCAUCGCUUUGUCAGGCAGAGAUAUUUUGGCUCGGGCCAAGAAUGGCACGGGGAAAAGUGGAGCCUACCUCAUCCCUCUCCUGGAGAGGAUAGACCUGAAGAAGGAUCACAUACAGGCCAUAGUAAUGGUGCCAACAAGAGAGUUGGCCCUGCAAGUGAGCCAGAUCAGCAUUCAGCUCAGUAAGCACCUAGGAGGGGUUAAGGUCAUGGCUACCACGGGUGGCACCAACUUGAGGGAUGACAUCAUGCGUCUUGAUGAGACAGUGCAUGUAGUGAUUGCUACACCGGGCAGGAUACUAGACCUAAUCAAGAAGGGUGUGGCGAAAAUGGAUAAGGCCCAACUGAUUGUGAUGGAUGAAGCAGAUAAACUGCUGUCCCAGGACUUUGUGGUCCUGAUUGAAGAUAUAAUCAGCUUCAUGCCGAAGGACCGCCAGAUCCUGCUUUACUCUGCCACUUUCCCAAUCAGUGUACAAAAGUUUAUGAACAAACACCUGAAGAAGCCGUAUGAGAUCAACUUGAUGGAAGAACUGACCUUGAAGGGCAUUACUCAGUACUAUGCCUAUGUGACUGAAAGACAGAAGGUCCACUGUCUCAACACACUUUUUUCUAGGCUGCAGAUCAAUCAAUCUAUCAUCUUCUGUAACUCCACCCAGAGAGUUGAGCUUCUGGCCAAGAAAAUCACCCAACUGGGUUAUUCAUGCUUCUACAUUCAUGCAAAGAUGAUGCAGGAAUACAGGAACCGUGUGUUCCACGACUUCAGGAAUGGAUUGUGCAGAAACUUGGUCUGCACAGACCUAUUCACUCGGGGAAUUGACAUUCAGGCAGUAAAUGUGGUCAUCAAUUUUGACUUCCCUAAAAAUGCAGAGACCUACCUGCACCGCAUUGGCAGAUCAGGGCGUUUUGGUCAUCUGGGUCUGGCCAUCAAUUUGAUCACUUCAGAGGACCGCUACAACCUGAAGAACAUUGAGGAUCAGCUUGUCACUGAUAUAAAGCCCAUCCCCAGCAGCAUUGAUAAGAGCCUGUAUGUGGCAGAGUUUCACUCUGUUGACCCAGAUGAUGACGAGAAUGACUAUGAUGACCACGGUCGAGCCAAAAAGAAGGAACUGGGAGGAAUCUGAGUGAAUGGAGAAACGCGGCGCCUGGCAUUCAUGACACAAUAUUGGCUAUGCAUCCCACAAGAUUCCAAGGGAUGAUUUCUGUUCCCUAGUUUGUCACCCAAAUGGUCCAUUUUGAGUCUACAGGAAUCUCCAGUUCUGUCUGUGCACAUGUUAGUAAACUGCUAUCUUCCCACUGCCACUUCAAUCAGUUCUUACUGCCAGAAAUGGUCACUGUACAUGUAAUUUGGGCUAUUGCUUAAGUCUGUCAUUGAACUUUUGACAAUAGACGGACAUUGUCAUUGAUUAUUUUCUUUAUUUUUAUUUUUUUGCUGUAAUAAUGAAAAUGUAAAACCAAAGGUAGACUUAGAGGAUAGAGCCCAGCUCACGUCCUUGCUGUGCAGAUGAACUACAUAUGGCAGUGUGCACAUGCUGCUGCCAUUCCUUUUCAGUAGAUGCCCCCCCCCCCCUUUAACUAUUUUACAAAAUGGUUACUUUAUUGAUGAAUUCUUGCUGUGGAUUCAACAACAUGCUGGAAACAUUACUUAGACAAGUUCAUGUUGAGAUGAUGGCCUCAUGCAGUUGCUGCAGAUUUGUCAGCUGCCCAUUCAUGCUGCAGAUUUUGUGUUUAACCCCAUCUCAAAAGUGUUAAUUUAAAUUGAGAUCUGGAGACUAUUUCAGUAGACUCAUUGUCAUGUUUGAGAUGAUGCGUUUUGUGAUGUGGCGUGAUGUUCUGCAAAGACAUAGCCAUUAGAAGAUGGGGAGACUGUGCUCAUAAAGGGAUGCACAUGGGGCAGGAUCAAUACUCAAGAAGGUUUUGGCAUUUAAACGAUGCUUUGUUUAUAUUGAAUGGGCAAAAGUGUGCCCAUUAGUGUGCACAUUACACUGCCAUCAUCAGCCUGAAAUUUUGAAUUUAUCUUUACACCAAAUUCUGACCCUAUGUCCCUGUUGCAGCAGAAUUUGAGAUUCAAAAGACCUGUCAAAAUUUUUCCAAUCAUCUGCUGUGCGGUGUUGGUGAGCCAAGUCUACUCUUGCCUCAAUUUUCUUUGUCUGCAAACCUUUGCUAUAACAUGGUUAUUUGUUACUGUCUCCUUCCUGUCAGCUUGAACCAGUCUGGCCAUUUUCCUCAUUAACGAGGCCCUUUUGCCGUCACAGCCGCCACGCGUGAGGUGUUUUUUUUUUAUAUUUCUUUUUGUGCCUGUAAACCCUAUAGACUUGUAUGCAAAAAUCCCAGGAGAUUAGCACCAGCAAUCAUUCCACUGACAGUCACUUAAAGUAUGUUUCUUCACUAUUCUGUUUGGUCAGAAUAACUGAACGGUUUAACCAUGUCUGCAUGCUUUUAUGCAUUGAGUGGCUGAUUUAGAUACUUGCAUCAAUGACUAGUUGCACCUAUUAAUGUGGCCACUGAGUUUACCUUUUGUUAUCAUUCCAUGUUGGUCAUAAAAAACCUUUUGCUCACCAACCUAAUUGCUGACUUUGAUGCAGUGGUAAAAUAAGAUUGUGUGUACACAUGUCCAUAGUGUAACCAAAUUAACGUCUUUCAAAAGGUAACCAAAGUUGGAAGAGUAGACAGAUUUACUAAAGUAAGAAUAAAGAUGGCUUCAGUAACCAAAAUGUCAACUUUGCUCUGAAUGUUUAAAAGAGGGCUGCUAUGGUGUGCCAGCACAGAGCACCUGAAAGUGUUGCUGAUAAUGAACUUGCUAGUUUUUUUAAAAAGAAUAUUAGUCUUUACUACAGAACACAUUUAAAUAUGACAGUGUAAUGUCAGUGACACUAUAGUGCUGUUUGUCAAAGCACAGAUUCAGUAGCAACCAUAAGUCAGUAUUUAAUUGGGAAAUUCCUAUUCCUUAAGCCAUAGCGCCAGGCAACAUUUUCUCAGGUAUUGAGGUUAUCAGUAAUUAACAAGAUGAGGGGUCUAGAUUCUGAGUCCCUUCUUCCCUCCCAAGUGCCUUAGUCUAACGUCAAACUUGUACUUCGCCAAGGCUCUUGUCCCAAGAUUGUAUUGAAGGUAAAAUGGCCCUCAAAUAAUUCCUUUUAUUAGUUUAUCAGUUUUGAAAGCACAGUUAAAGUCGGAAGGAUUUUCAGUUUUUCCUUUUUAUUUUUAAGAAAUGCAUUUGUCUCAUGAGGAAUUAACAUGACCAGUUGUCUGACUAUAUUACAUCAUUGUACUUCUUGACUUCAGCACAAAAAAUACAUGUAUUUCAGAUUUAAAACAAUACUGUGAAAAUUUAGGCCAACUUCUUUGUUUUCUUUGCUGACCAUUUUGUCACUGCCAAGCACCAGCAGGAGUCUGGAGUGCCCUUGUUGACAGAUUUUUGGUUCCCUAAUUCUUUUAGCCUUAGUACAGGCAACAGUACGUGACCAUGAGUGGAUUUGUAACUUGAGACCAUUUUUUCCAUCACUGUAUUCAGAAGAACUUAAUACCUUCUUGACUUGAUGACCAGAUGCUUUUAGUAGACAGCCAACAAUUUUCUGUUAAAUUUGCCAAUGCCAGCGCCUAAAACAAAUUAAAGUCCAACUGACUAAC
Etheostoma spectabile (orangethroat darter) is the source of this 4063-nucleotide messenger RNA. RefSeq names its product DEAD (Asp-Glu-Ala-Asp) box helicase 61 (gene ddx61). The record is from RefSeq and is a predicted model, not a curated record. Gene Ontology annotation, molecular function: RNA helicase activity; ATP binding; nucleic acid binding. NCBI's taxonomy places the organism in Eukaryota, Metazoa, Chordata, Actinopteri, Perciformes, Percidae.